This is a messenger RNA of Grosmannia clavigera kw1407, 2532 nucleotides long. RefSeq names its product translation elongation factor. Gene Ontology annotation, biological process: ribosome disassembly; mitochondrial translation. Lineage: Eukaryota; Fungi; Ascomycota; Sordariomycetes; Ophiostomatales; Ophiostomataceae. The transcript has 3 exons. The record is from RefSeq and is a predicted model, not a curated record. Gene Ontology annotation, cellular component: mitochondrion. The coding region runs from base 1 to 2532 and encodes 843 amino acids. Gene Ontology annotation, molecular function: GTPase activity; GTP binding.
AUGCUGUUGCUUUCUCUGGCUGGCGUCCAGAAGACAAGCAUCAGCCUGCGUUUCGUCCGAGCAGCACAUUCUAGCGGGCCGGCGUACUACGAUGCGAAAAUCGAGGACAUACGAAAUGUCGGGAUUAUUGCCCAUGUGGAUGCGGGCAAGACGACAACCACAGAGCGCAUGCUCUACUAUAGCGGAGUGACUCGGCAUCUGGGGAACGUGGACCAUGGCGACACAAUUACGGACUUUCUGCCCCUGGAGCGACAGAGGGGUAUCACGAUCCAGUCGGCGGCCAUCAGCUUCAACUGGCCUCCGCGACAGCACCUGGCGGAGGGGGUAAAUGCCAAGACGAUUAACCUGAUCGACACGCCGGGACACCAGGACUUUCGGUUUGAGGUGGACCGGUGCCUUCCGGUGCUGGACGGAGCGGUAUGCAUCAUCGACGCGGUCAAGGGGGUGGAGGCGCACACGGAGCGAGUGUGGUCGUCGGCACAGCGGUACGGAGUGCCGCGGAUCGUAUACGUCAACAAGCUAGACCGCGAUGGGGCAUCAUUCAAGCGAGCGGUGCUGGACGUGGCGUCACGACUAAAUGCAUAUCCGCUGGUGUGCCAGCUGCCGCUAUGGGAGAAGGAAGACAGCUUCGUGGGGGUAGUGGACGUGAUCCGACGGCGGGCGAUGAAGUGGACGGCGAGCGGGACGUGCACGCUGGUGCCGGAGGCGGCGGUGCGCAGCAACGAGCGGUUGUGGGAGGAACUGGAGACGGCGCGGACGCGGCUGGUGGAGCGGCUAUGCGAGGACGACGAUGAGCUGGUGGAAGCGUUUGCCGAGGUGGGAGCAGACCUGCCGGCAGACAUGAUCGUGGACAGCAUUCGACGAGUGGUGCGCAACAGCGGCGGGCUCGUGGUGCCGGUGUUUGCGGGCUCGAGCCUGCGCAACAUUGGCGUGGAGCCGCUGCUGGACGCGAUCGUGGACUAUCUGCCAAGCCCGCAACAGGCGCCGGACGUGAAGGUGCAGGUGGGGGGCUCGGAGACGAUGACGCUGGGCGAGGCGCUGCGAGCACACGACGACGGGCGGGCGAAGACGGCGAAGACGACGAAGACGACACAGCAACACCAUCCGUCGGUGGGCGCGGUGGCGUCGGUGUUUAAGGUGGUCAACGACCCGGCGCUCUUUCCGGGGACGCACGGGAUGCUGACGUUUGUGCGGGUGUACCACGGGGCGCUGCACAAAAACGCGCAGGUGUGGAACGCCAACCUGGGCCUGUUUGAGAAGCCGUUUCAGAUUGUGCAGGUGGCGGCGGCGCAGGUAGGCGAGAUCCCGUAUUUGUCGCCGGGACAGAUCGGAGCGGUGACGGGCCUCAAGGCGGCACGGACGGGCGACACGCUGCACAUUCUGCCGAGCCAUAGCCGGGGAAUGCCGGUGGCGCGGUUGCGGACGAUGACGAUCCGACCGGCAGAGAUGCGGCCGGCGGUGGCAUUUGUGUCGGCCGAGGCAUACGGCACGAGCGAGACGAAGCGGCUGGAGGAGGCGCUGGGCAAGCUGUCGCGCGAGGACCCGAGCCUGCGGUGGAGUAAGGACGAGAAGCUCGACACAUUUGUGCUGUCGGGCAUGGGGACGCUGCACCUGGACAUUGCCAUUGACCGGCUCAAGACGACGUACAAGGUCAACGCAGCGUUCAGCGACGUGCAGGUCGACUACAAGGAGUGUCUGACGGCGGCGACGGCGCGGCAUCACAGCGUGUACGACCGGGUGAUUGCGAACAAGGCGGGACGAGCGGGCUGCACGGCGACGAUUGCGCCGUUGAAGGGGGGGGGGGAGAGGGAAGAAGCGGGAGAGAUGGAAUACAGGCGCACAAUCGAUCGUGACGGCAACGUGUACGAGAUCCGGUUCACGACGGCCAGCGGCAGGCUCCCGUUUGACGCAGACGAGCUCAGCCGGCAGCUGUUCAGCGGCGCAUACGGGGCGAUGGCACGAGGGCCCCGACGUGGAUCUCCGCUGCAUGGUUGCCGGGUGGUGCUCGAGUUUGACGUCGAGGCAGACUAUGGCGGCGCGGGCACGGAGGGUCACGUGGUCAAUGCGGCGCUGCAAGCGGUGCGCGGGGCACUGCGUGAGGCGCACAGCCACGGCACGGUGGCGGUGCUAGAGCCGGUGAUGCUGGUGCACAUUGGGUGUCCGGAUGACAGCGCAGGCGCGAUCCAGCGCGACAUCACGGGGUCGCGCGGCGGGUUCGUGCACGAGGUGCGAGAGGGAGGGAGUGGUCGACCAAGUGCCGAAGCCGAAAAAGGCGAAAGUACCGAAAGUGCCGAAAAGACCAUCAAUCUCGGGCAGGUGUACGCGCCGGCCGACCCAUACGAAUCUGUACAGUCGCUGCGGGCGACCAAGCGCGGCGUGACGCGCAUGCUGGAAAUUGUGGCGCGUGUGCCGCUCAAGGAGAUGCUCUCGUACGACAGCCGGCUGCGCAGUAUGACGGGCGGGUGGCACUCGCUGACGAUGGUGCUGGACAGCUUUGAAAGGGUGAUGGGUUCGCGCGAGAAGAACGUGUAG